UCAAGAAUCGUAUCCCAACUAUCAUCAAUCAGUAUAACAAACAUUUCCAGUGAAUCAACACCACCACGUUUUUCAAACACCAAUUCGAGGAUCAAGAGUGAAGAAGAAAAUUUCAGAAAUGAUAUAAUUCUUUACUAUAAAUUCUCUACACCAUCUUUAUCUAUUAGUAUUGACGAUAUAUCUAAAACCGAUGAAGAAACCGAGUUAAAAGCUAAAAUAGAAGAGAUAGAAACUGACGACGACUUUAGAGAACACAUAUCAAAAUGUCAAAGGAAAGUGAAAGACGAGAACAAAGAUGGCACAGACGAGGAGGAAGAAACGGUUAAAGAGCAAACUUUUAUAUCAAAAUUUUCAACAAAAGAUAAAGAAAAUGUUAGUACUGAAGUUAAAGCAAUUACAUCUACAGGGGAUAACUGUCAGUCAGUUAUUGCUCAAGAAGUAGCAAUUUUAUUGAAUGAUGGAGAAAGUGUACAGACUGAUUUAGAUACAGAUAUGUAUAUAAACAAUAUUCAGUAUCUUGUUCAGAAUAUUGACAAAAUAAAACUUACUCAGUUGAAAAAUGAUAACGUAUUAAAAAUUACAAGAGACCAACCAAAUGCUACAGAUGUAUCAACUAAUAUUUUUAAGAUCAAAAGAAGUACCUGUGAAAUGCAAGUUGGUAACAAAAAGGCCAGAGACGAUAAAGAAAGCAUAAAAUCCAAAGGAAUUGUGGAAGGCAUGGAAACAUACAAUUGCAAAAAUAUAUACAAUCAAAUUAAGGGGGAUGAAAAAGUACAACAAAAAUCUUCUGAAACAGAUAAAGAUGAGCUAUUUGAAGAUGCAGUGGAUCAAACUCCAAAAUCAUCUCAAGUUUUAAAAAUGCUCCCAGGACAAAGUACACAUAUACAUACAAAAAUGAGUAAAAUAACUGAAACCAUAAUUUCAGAACUGGAAAUUCCUGAAUCGAGUUUAUCUCAUAAAAAAAAGUUUAAGUUAAGGUUAAUGCAGAAGAUUAAAUCUGUUUUAAUACAAUUUCCAAUAAACAAAAGUCGAUCAGAAAAAUCUGGCUCUUUCAAAAUAAAACGUUCUAAAUUUUCUACUUAUUAUUUUUUGAUAGCACAACAUUCAAAACAGUAUCAAUUGAUGAAAAAAAAGGAAGAAAGGUGUAACUUUGGUAAAAUCGGCAGAAAAAGCUGUAGAUGAAGAGGAAGCUUGAACAAUGGCAAUAAAAAACAAAAUAUUAAGAAAAGAAGAAUUAAUAUAAAAAGUCAGUCAAAACAAGAAAUGGGUAGACUUAUUUUAAAUUGCACGACAAUAGGUUCUAAAGAAAAUUUAUAUGCUUUAGUUAUUCCUAAAGAUACUGAAAUAAUUGCAUUGAGGAAUAAUCUAGUGGAAAGUUAUGAAGAACAAAAACUUUGCUAUGUAGAGGCUGCUUCCAAAGACGAUGCCGAAAAAGCAGGUCCUUCUAAUUUACCCCAAAACCUAGAAAUCUUACUAAUGGACAAUGAAAUCAAACAAUUGGACCAGAAUAUCAAACAGAUGCGCAAUCAAGACAUUACACCUGAAUUGCGGGUUAGAAUAAUAAGAAAGGAAGUAGAGGUAAUGAAAAAAUAUUGCUCACAACUGUCAAUCAUACAAAGAGAAAAUGACAAACUGAAGGAGCAAAUAUUUUUUUAUGAAGACUCAUUCUCCAAAUUAGGAUGCUUUCCAGUCACUCCAAAGUUAAUAGAAGAACUCAAACUCAAAAUUGAAGCCACCAAUGAAGAGAAACAGCUAAGAGAAAAAGUUCGCAAUUUAGAAAAAGAACUUUGUUUGUACACCUACUCACUCAACGAUGUUGAAGUGCUCAGGCAAAGAUCUCUACUUCUAGAGGAAGUCUUGAUAGAUCGAGAAAGACUAAGUCAAAAAGUAGAACAACUGGGUAUUCUAGAUCAAGAAAUUCAUAAUUUAAAAAAGAAAGCAGCUAUAGUGGAUGAACUGGAGAAUUGUGUUUUAAAAAUGAGAAGAGAGAAAAAUUUUUUGGAAAUAGAAUUGAAUCAAUUAAAACGGAAAUUGUCUAUUGUCGAAGGAGAAGAAUUCAACAGAAAAGCGGAAAGAGAGAUUUUAGAAUCCAAAAUUGUUUGCAUGGAACAGAAAAUAACAAAUCUCAAAUCCUUAUGUGAAGACAAAGAAAGAUUAAGGGUAGAACGUGAUCAUCUGAAGUACAGUCUUGAGGAAAUGAUAAGGAAGUUAGAAGAUGUUGAGAAAAUGAGGAAACAAAUUCAAUGUUUGGAAGCAUUGAAAGCUGAGCGUGAUAUAUUCAAAUCAAAAUAUGAAACUCUGAUUGGAUUGGAACAUGAAUGUGAUUUAUUGAGAGAUCAACUAGAUAGAACAAAAUAUGUAGAAAUAGAGCGAAAUUCCUUAGAAAUUCGGUUAGAAGAUUUGGAAGCUUGCUUAGAAGAUCAAGAAAAUGAUAAAAAGAGAUUGGUUCAUUAUAUAAAUACAUUAUCUAAAGCAAGGGAUGAAGAACAAGAGAAGUUCAACAAAUAUGCAAACCAAAUGAGAGUAGAAAUUGAGAAGAAAGAUAGUUUGAUAACUUCUACCCAAGAAAAAUUAAGUUUUUUAGUAACUAGACUUGAAGAUUCUGUCAAUGACCUUAAUUCUCAAACACUAGAACAUAAAAGUAAAACCAGUAACUUAGAAUCAGACAUUAAUACUUUAACUCUUAAAUUAAAUAAUUUGAAAGCAAAAAACGAGAAGUUGGUGGACUGUCUUAGUAACAUCGAAAAUGAAAAUCAAAGAUUGAUACAACAUAUCAUGGACUUGAAGAAAGAAAAUGAUAAUCUUAUAAAAAAUCUCAAAAAUCUAAAAGAGACUAAUAUUUUUCUGAAGAAAACAUUGGAAGAAAAAGAAGAUUCGUUGAACUCGACAAGUGAAGCUUAGAAAUCUAAAACAGAAUGUGUCGUGUUACAGUAAAUGCCAUUUUUAUACCGUAUUAAUAAAUUAUAUGAUUUUUCA
Messenger RNA from Diorhabda carinulata, 2976 nucleotides. Its product is annotated as repetitive organellar protein-like. Lineage: Eukaryota; Metazoa; Arthropoda; Insecta; Coleoptera; Chrysomelidae. The coding region runs from base 1264 to 2901 and encodes 545 amino acids. The transcript has 5 exons. The record is from RefSeq and is a predicted model, not a curated record.